Messenger RNA from Trypanosoma grayi, 2076 nucleotides. RefSeq names its product nucleoporin interacting component (NUP93). Gene Ontology annotation, molecular function: structural constituent of nuclear pore. The record is from RefSeq and is a predicted model, not a curated record. The coding region runs from base 1 to 2076 and encodes 691 amino acids. The transcript has a single exon. Gene Ontology annotation, biological process: poly(A)+ mRNA export from nucleus; protein import into nucleus. Gene Ontology annotation, cellular component: nuclear pore. Lineage: Eukaryota; Euglenozoa; Kinetoplastea; Trypanosomatida; Trypanosomatidae.
AUGCACCAGCGUGUGGGCGAGCAAGUGCAAGAGCGCGCCGGCGCCAUCAUAAGAGCAUCCUGGGAGAAAUGCAGCAUUGAGGUGGCCGACGCCUUCGAAUCCUUCACACUGAAGGGCGGAAGCAACGGGAAGUUGCAACGUGUGAAGUCGCCGGCCCUCGACGGACAGCUUCAGCCACGCGCCGGUGUAACGGCGCUGUUGAGUGGGCGCGACACCGCCUCGACACGCGUGUUGAAUAAGAUCGCCGCCUUUGCGCGGAUCGUCGACGCGCAGCCCCCAGCAGAGUGGGUGGGGCACUUCACCGCACAUGUCGUGGACGACGCCCCUCAUGUCACUGACGAGGUUGCGCUUCUCUGGACAACGGUAGAGCAGAUCCUCCACCCGAUGCUGCAGCACGGCUCCGCCAGUACGACCAUGACGUUCGUCGCGUCUAGCCGGCGCAUGAUGGAGCGCAAGGCUCUCGUCAGCGUGCUGUCACGCACCCUGAAGGUGGAGCCUGACCGCCUUGGUGAGCUGGAGAAUAUGCACGCCACGCGCUUCGUCAGCCUCGUCGAGCGCUGUGUUUCGUCAUCAAAUCCGUGGGCGAGCAUCUACACUGCCAUGCGCUGCGGCCGCUACGACGCCGCUGCCACUAUUGCGAACAGCGCGGGAUUCCGGUUGGUAGGUGAGAAACUCGAGGCCUACGCCAAUGCGCACAUGACGCAGCGCAACGCGUUGCCGCCGGCAGUUGACUUGCGUCCUUUGUAUGAAGAGGAGGCCACGCGUGCGGACCCGUACCGACACAUGGUCCUGUUGCUAUUGCUCCUCGGGAGCACGGGGGAGAGCGGUGAUGUGGUGCUGCCGAUAGUGGCGUCACUUUCGGCGAAAGUGGCGUCUUCACUGGAAGACACACUGUGGAUCCGUCUCUUUUGUGUGCGGUCUGUCGAUGUGCGGGGUGGCGACAAGCUUCAGGCGCUUGCGGAGAUGCAGCGGCUGCUCCUGGAUGACAUGCAAGAACUCGUUACCUUAGCCCGCGGUGACACGGUUCGGUUGGCGUCACUGCUGAUACACGCAGUGCUGCCAUCGUCAGGGCUUCGGCUUUUGAUUGAGGAUGACUCCACGUAUGUGGACGGCAUUCACAUUGCCAUGUGCUUCCACAACUGCCAGCUGCUCUCGUGCAGCGAUGCUGAAGUGCCGAUGGAUCUCAGCCGCCUCAUCCCGCAGUAUUGCACACUCGUGCUGCUUGAUGCGGACAAGCGGAACGCCCGCAUUGCCCGCUCUGGUGCCGCCGUCUUCCGCUACUUCCUCCGCACCAACCUCAUUAAUGCUUUUGUUGACUACUGCAGCAACGAGUUGGUGUGUGCGAAGUUGCUGGGGCAGCGUGGUGGCAGCCGCUUCGGCAGCGACGGGGUGCUGCUGCAGGGAACGCCGUCGACGGAGCUGCUUAGUGCUAUGGAGCGUAUCGCCGAAGGGGGUGCGGCGCGUGGGCAGACGGAACUCGCCGUGCACGUCUUCUCCAUGCUGGAGAGUGCUGCGGCGCUGGUGAGGGAUGAGACACGCGCGAGCUACGCGCUGAGUCGCGCGGUUCAAGUGAUCUGCCCCGCAUUGUCGCAGGCCUUUCAGCAGCAGCCAUCUAGUGAAAGCACGAACCUCUUCGUGCACGCCGCCGAACUGCAGCAGCGCGUGGCCCGCUCGACGCACGACAUCCCGCACGCGCACGCUGAAGCGUUCCAGCUUCUGUGCAAGAUGGGCGAGGUGUUCGUCAGCGCCGCGCGUGGCGAGUCGGAGGUGGCGCUGCGGUGCUUCUGCAGCCUCCCGUUCAUCCCCACCAGCACCGACGACAUUGACCGCUGUGCGGAGGCGUUUGGCGCCGUGUCGGAGUGCGUCGAGACGGCCACACCGCCCAUCGUUCUGCUGGCGGCGCGGAAGUCUCUGCAGCUCGCGGAGGCGUGUAGGGCGGCGGGGCAGACGGGUGAGGCCGCGCAGCUGCGGCGGCAGGUGCAGGUGCUCACGAUGUGGGUGCGCCGGUGGAGGCGGCAAGUGGGCAAGCGACUCAUUGAGGAGUUGACUGCCAUUGAGCAGUUGUUUGCACCUUGA